This is a messenger RNA of Dicentrarchus labrax (European seabass), 1619 nucleotides long. RefSeq names its product creatine kinase U-type, mitochondrial-like. Gene Ontology annotation, molecular function: creatine kinase activity. Gene Ontology annotation, biological process: phosphocreatine biosynthetic process. The record is from RefSeq and is a predicted model, not a curated record. The transcript has 10 exons. Gene Ontology annotation, cellular component: mitochondrion. Lineage: Eukaryota; Metazoa; Chordata; Actinopteri; Moronidae. Bases 192 to 1445 code for a protein of 417 amino acids.
CCAGUGAGAAGCUAAUCCCGAGCCAGUGUCCCCAUCCCUCUCUCUCUCCCUCUGUGAUCCCAUCUCUGUUCUUCAGUCUGCUCUUACUCUGCAGAUCGAGCCUCUCUGGACUGAACUGCAGGAAAGACACAGACCGUUUGCUGCCUCUACUCUUUCGAUAACCCUCAGGUAAUAACCCAGACCACGUAACCAUGGCGAACUCUUUCACCCGAAUGAUGUCUGGCCGUAACACGGCAACGGCAGUGAUGUUGGCCAGCGUAGGAGCUGGCACACUGGUCUCUGGAUACCUCUUCAGUGACAGCACCGCUGCAGCUGAGAGGAAGAGGCUCUAUCCACCCAGUGCUGAUUUCCCUGACCUGAGGAAGCACAACAACUGUAUGGCAGCUGCUCUGUCCCCAUCCAUAUAUGCACAUCUGAGGGACAAGACAACACCCAGCAACUGGACCGUGGAUCAAUGCAUUCAGACCGGGGUGGACAACCCUGGACACCCAUUCAUCAAGACUGUGGGCAUGGUGGCUGGAGAUGAGGAGAGCUACGAGGUGUUUGCUGAGCUCUUUGACCCUGUGAUCAAGGACAGACACAAUGGCUAUGACCCUCGCACAAUGAAGCACCCCACUGACCUGGAUGCUUCCAAGGUCACCUCAGGAGUGUUUGAUGAACGCUACGUGUUAUCAUCUCGUGUCCGUACUGGUCGCAGCAUCCGUGGACUGAGUCUGCCCCCUGCUUGCACACGCUCUGAGCGCCGUGAAGUGGAGCGUGUGGUUGUGACAGCUCUGUCUGGCCUGAAGGGAGACCUGGCGGGUCGCUACUACAGUCUGGGAGAGAUGUCCGAGAGAGAGCAGCAGCAGCUUAUUGAUGAGCACUUCCUGUUUGAUAAACCUGUGUCACCUCUGCUCACAUCAGCUGGGAUGGCCAGAGAUUGGCCUGAUGCUCGUGGGAUCUGGCACAACAACGAGAAGAACUUUUUAAUCUGGAUCAAUGAGGAGGACCACACAAGGAUCAUAUCCAUGGAGAAAGGUGGAAACAUGAAGAGAGUGUUUGAAAGGUUCUGCAAGGGUCUUAAGCAGGUGGAACAUCUGAUUCAGGAGAGAGGUUGGGAGUUCAUGUGGAAUGAGCGUUUGGGCUACAUUCUCACCUGCCCCUCUAACCUCGGCACCGGACUCAGGGCUGGUGUGCAUAUUCGCCUGCCCUUCCUCAGCAGGGAUCCUCGCUUCAAGAAGAUCCUGGAUAACCUGAGGCUACAGAAGAGAGGCACAGGAGGUGUUGAUACAGCUGCAACUGGAGACACCGUUGACAUCUCUAACCUCGACCGUCUGGGCAAGUCAGAGGUGGAGCUGGUACAAUUAGUGAUUGAUGGCAUAAACUACCUUAUUGAAUGUGAGAAGAGGCUGGAGAGGGGGCAGGACAUCAAGAUCCCCUCCCCCAUCCCUCAGUUCAGAAAGUGAACUUCUCCUCUGCUGGGAAUCAUCGUAUAGAGCAGGCGCUCCAACCGCUGGUCGCUAAAAUGUUGGUCUUACAAGAUAUUCGUGGCAUGUAUAGCACUGUACCGACUUUCAUGCACAAUAAAUUCAUAACAUGUACAUGAAUACUAAGCACAAUAAACUCUCUUGAAGAACCGA